UGUUAUUUUCAUACCCGUUGAAUCAGUUUGACUGUAAACAACAACGUGUUUUAUUUUCCCUCAGUAAUAAAUAAAUAAAUUUAAAAAUCUUAUUUGAAAAAUAAAUUUAAAAAUGCCUCAUAAAUCAGACGAUCCUCGUCAAGUCCUGGCAGUUUUGAAUUCGCUGGGAUUUGUUGGUAUCACAGCAGAACAAUUAAAAGCAUUUAUGAAAGAUUUAAAACUUUUGCGUAAAAUAAAAGAACGCGAGCGUCGUGAGCAGCAAGAAGAAUUAAAGAAAAAAAUUUUUUACAAACAUCAAAAAGCAUUGGGAGUUAUGUUGAAUGACGUUCCCAAUGAUAAUAAUUCAUCAGAUGAUUCAAUUGUUAAAAUAAAAAUAAAUUAUGUCUCGGAAUCGGAUUCUGAUGAUAAUGAAGAUGAUAAAUCAUUGCAAUUGCGUAGAAGGUUUGAGUCUCCAAGUCCACAUAGAAGACAAGAAAAAAGAGUCAAUGGAAUAAAAAAAAUUCCAUCAGCGAGAUCUGAUAAUAGAAAAGACCGAACUCCUGAAAGACCUAAAGGUUAUCGUGAAGAGAAACGUAAACCAAAUGAAGAAACUGAUUCACUUCCAGAACGUGCUGCCAGUGCACCCGAAUUAUCUGGCCAAUUAUCGCGACGAUCAAGAUCUAAAAGUGUCGCCUCUGACUCAACUAAAACCACUGGAGGAAUUCUAAGAAAUUCUUCCAGAAGUUUGUCUCGAACGCGACCCAAAACAUUUAUCAGGCCAUGGAAAUUGCAGUCAGAAGCUUCACGUUUCCCACAAAAAUCUAAAUCAGAUCCUGUGAUGCUCUAUCACAAGUAUCAGAAAGAAUGGAAACAAUUUUCGUUUCUUCAAGAUAAUAAACAUGCUAACGUCAGGUGGGCGAUACGUGAAAAAAUGCUCGGUGCUGAUCCAACACCACGGCCAAUUUUGAAAAAAUCCGGGAGUUCCAUGAGUGUUAAAAAAAGUCCAUGAUUUUUACUACAGAUCUUUGUAAUUUAAAAAUGAAGUUGUUGAUGUAAUUCAAUUUUUUAUCUUUAGUUACUUAAGAUUGUUGAAAUAUCUUGACAGUAUUUAAUUUUUUUAAAUUCAUUAAUUAAUUAAAUUUAAUUUUUAAAUCUGUGUAAAAAUAGAAGCAAUAAAAUAAACUGUAUUAUAAUUUAAAUGUAAUUAAAUUUAACU
This is a messenger RNA of Microplitis mediator, 1195 nucleotides long. RefSeq lists its product as uncharacterized. Gene Ontology annotation, cellular component: non-motile cilium; centriole. The record is from RefSeq and is a predicted model, not a curated record. The transcript is spliced from 4 exons. Lineage: Eukaryota; Metazoa; Arthropoda; Insecta; Hymenoptera; Braconidae. Bases 113 to 988 code for a protein of 291 amino acids. Gene Ontology annotation, biological process: cilium assembly.